Molecule: messenger RNA, 3392 nt
Organism: Pogonomyrmex barbatus (red harvester ant)
Lineage: Eukaryota; Metazoa; Arthropoda; Insecta; Hymenoptera; Formicidae
Product: integrin alpha-8-like
Biological process (GO): cell adhesion mediated by integrin; cell-cell adhesion; integrin-mediated signaling pathway
Cellular component (GO): external side of plasma membrane; integrin complex
Molecular function (GO): integrin binding
Source: RefSeq, a predicted model, not a curated record
UUGAAACCUUUGGAAAGCAAAGAAUUUGAAUAAAUGUUAUAUAAGAAUUUAGAAAAAAUGUUAUACGCACAUGCGAAUUUAGAGGUGCAUUUUCAUAUGCAGACUUUAAUUUUCAUAUUAACAAUCAUACGAUAUAAUCCAUUAGCAUAUAAUAUCGACUCGGACAGCGCCAUAAUAUUUCGUGAUCCUGUAUUUAUAAGUGGACGUGAAAGUUACUUCGGAUUUUCGGUAGCUCUGUAUGCGGGUGUGAAUGAAUCUCUAUUAUUCGUCGGAGCCCCGCGAGCGAACUCCAGCGCAGAGCCGGACAUAAUAGAACCGGGAGUGAUCUUCAAGUGUCAGAUGAAUGGAAUAUGCCAGGAAUGGAUGCUAGAUGUAGUUCACAAUGCUCCACUUCAUUUUGAGAAUCUAAUCAAUCAGAAAAAGGAUAACUCUUGGUUCGGUGCGACUAUUGCCAUACAAAACAAGGCGGAGCCUAGAGUUGUGGUUUGCGGACCGCGAUGGAGAUAUACUGUCAUAAAUGAAAGCAUGGAAUAUAUGAAUGGCAUUUGUUAUGAGAUAUUAGCUACCAACAUUAGUGAUUUUGACAAAACAAUGGAAUGGUAUUUCUUACCAUUUACGAAAAAAAUUGUACACGAGAACAUCACAUCCGUUUAUAAUAAUUACACGCUGGCACAAGCCGGUUUUUCUUUAUACAUGAAUUCAAAAAACGACACGGAUAUCCUACUGGGUAGCCCAGGCACAGAGAAUUGGAAAGGCGAUGUGGUAUCAAUUGCGAUUUCUCGAUAUAAUGUGAAAGAAGUUAAACCCUUUCUUUGUAAAAAUCAAGAGAUUUGUGCUAAUAGUUAUCUUGGAUAUGCUGUAACUGCUGGUUCUUAUUUUGAUUACUUAAAUAAAAAUAUUACUUGGUACGCUUCCAGUGCGCCUAGAGGUGCUGACUUGUCCGGGUUAGUCCUCGUAUUCGUUUUAAAAAAUAAUCAAGCUACACCUAUUAGAACGAUAUUUGUAAACGGUCAACAAGUCGGCGAAUACUUUGGUGCCGCACUAACAUCGUGCGAUGUCAAUAAUGAUGGUAGACACGAAUUGAUCGUAGGCGCACCACAGUGGUCCAAAAACAUGGACGAAGGCCGCGUCUACAUUUUUACAGUACGAAACAAUAAAAAUUUCGAAGAACUACAAACAAUCGAAGGCGAGAUAAUCGGAGGCAGAUUCGGGUCUGCCGUGAUGUGUCUAGGUGACAUCGAUUACGAUGGCUACGGCGAUAUCGCUGUGGGCGCACCUUACGAAGAGGAAAGUGGCGGUGCGGUGUACAUCUUCAAUGGAAACAAAGAUGGCAUUUCCCAAAAGUAUAGUCAGAGACUGGCCGGUUCACGAUUCUCGCCGACUUUGCGAGGGUUCGGGAUCUCUAUCUCGGAACCCCGAGAUGUGAAUCGCGACAAAUAUUCCGACAUAGCUGUGGGCUCUUACUUGUCCGAUGAAGUGGUUCUGUUCAAAUCAGUGCCGGUAGUCAAGUUAAAAAUUGUGCUCGAACCACAGGCAACAUUGUUGGAAAACAUAACGUCUUUUGUUCUUAAAACCUUGAUGUCUUACGAUGGCACAAACGCACCGGAGAGUUUACACUUUCAGGUGACUUUUAAAAUUGAUCAAUUACACCGCAGAGCUGGAAUUGGAAAUUUUGACAAAAACCACAAUGGAAUUUACACGUACUCUUACGGAAUACCUAAAUUACCUCUGUUCAUAUUUAUUCAACCUUUAAUAGUACUCAAGGUAUAUACAUUCAUGUCUGUUUAUGUGAAUCUUUUUUUACUAUAUUAUCAUGCAUACUUUUGCGUAUCUCAGAAAGAUAUCAAACAAUUGACAAGUCCUCUCGAGAUAUCAGCAUCUCUGAAGUUAAAUGAUGCAGUAAAUAGAGAGCAUUACGCGUACAGUGUUAUGGACACGCAGCAUUCAAAGAUCAAAGAAGUUGUCAAAUUGCCGUUUUUAAAAGACGAAGACAUUCCGGUGUCUGACCUCAGCGUAAGCUUGUCUACUAAUUCGAGCUCCAAUAAUAGAUAUAUCAUCGGUUCUACGGAAAUGAUAUUGCUGUAUGUCAAGGCUUAUAAUCGCGGCAAACCCGCAUACCGCACAAAAGUGCGCAUCGUCACUGAGAUCUUAACAUUAGCGAGAAUCCCGCCUGAAUGUAUGGAAAAUUACACCAAUAGUACUUUGGUUUUGAUCUGCGAUAUCGGCGAUCCUCUUAGAACAAACAAAAUGUUAACGCUGCAACUGGAUAUGAGCAUGGUGAAAUACGAUGUUAGAGAAAUAAACUUACAGGCGAAUAUCAGCACUCAGACCAAGGAAAACAAUUUGGAUGACAAUUCUUUUGCCAUCACUGUAUAUUUCGAUGUGGACUUUGACUUAACGAUUGUCGGAAAAGCACGAGAGAGUUUGUAUUCGUGCUUACACGAGAAAAGACCGCCGAGCAGGAUUAAGUUCCAACACUUCUACGAAGUACACAAAUUCGGUGUCAGUCCUAUUCAAGAGGCUAUGUUGACCAUACAAAUUCCGACGCACAUUUGGCACCCUCGUUUCGGAGAAGUAACAAUCGUCAACAUCAAAGAUGUUACUGGAAAGAUGGACAGAUACAAGUUACAUUGCAGUGACUCACAUCGCGAAAUGUUAAAAAAAAUCGCAUCUAUGCAUAAAAAUAUAGUGAACCUAUCGCAUGCGAAUAAUAAUGCGCACGUGAAAUUUAGCACAGAAAAAAAUCCACUGAUAAACGUACUAUCUGAAAACAGGACGGUUUACAUUAAUUGUACAAAUGCAGAGGUUUAUUGUGCACAUUUUGAUUGCAGACUGCGACCAUUCUUAAAUCCCUUGUCCGUUGCGAAAAUUAUAAUAACGCUGGAUCUACAAUGGUUGAAUUUUCCUGGUGACGUGAUAGGAGGUAAAGACAUCAUAUUUUACGUGACUGAAGGUAGCAUUAUUGUAACGCAACCUUACAAUAUCCCCCAAAAAGAUAGUCAUAAAUCGGAUAUUACUUGGACGACAUUUUUGGGUCCGCCGACAGUUCAGGAACUACCGGAGUGGAUAAUGACACUUUCAAUAUUUUUAGGAAUUAGUCUGCUACUAUUGUUAACAUUAGGUUUGAGGAAAGUCGGAUUCUUUAGCAGAAAAAGAAUAGAUUUUGAUACAUUAAAAGCUGAAGAUGAUUUGAUGAUAAAUGUCGUUUAGUUAAUUUUUUGUAUAUACAGAUUUUUAUCUUCAUGAUGAUUGUAACAUAUUUUAUUAAAUCAUAAUUUUUUUUUUUAAAGUAUUUUUGAUGAGAAUCAUGAUCUCAUCAUGAACUCUGAAUCAUGAUCAAAUAUAAAUAUUAAAAAAAAUAUAUAAUUUAUAAAUAAGAGUUAGAGUCAAUC